Molecule: messenger RNA, 1047 nt
Organism: Emiliania huxleyi CCMP1516
Lineage: Eukaryota; Haptophyta; Isochrysidales; Noelaerhabdaceae
Exons: 12
Coding region: 1-1047 (348 amino acids)
Molecular function (GO): protein binding
Source: RefSeq, a predicted model, not a curated record
AUGUCGCACAAGGAGGAGGAGACGAGGGCGGCGGAGGGCGAGAAGCUGACGCUGCGGGUGCGAGACAAGUCGAAUGGGUACGUGCCGCUGCGGCUGCCGAUGUACCCCGUCGCCGAGCCGGGCGAGGUUGGCGGGCUGACUGAUGAGGAGCCGGGGGGCGUGAGCGAGGCGGAGAGGGAGGGCAGGCUUUGCGCGCCGGCGCCGGCGGAGGAGAGCCAGCUCUCGGAGACAGCGGAGGAGACUCGGGCGGAUCGCGAGGGGAGGAGCGGCGAGGGGGCGGAGCAGGGCGUGGUGGCGGCGCAGCUGCCGAGCAUUCUCUUUGAGCGCGCGCAGCGGUCGCAGGCCGGAGGAGCGGACGAGACGGAGACAGCAGCGCCCAUUGAGAAGGCGGGAGGGCUCGGCGUCUGCCGCAGCGGCGGCGAGGGCGAGACGCUUGCCGUCGGCGAGACGUCUUCAGUCGGCCGGCUGAGGCUGGAGCUGCUGCAGCGCUACUUCGUCAGGAGCCGCGAGGAGGGCCAGUUCUCCCCGCUCGGCGAGGGCGCCGCCGCGUACCGCGUGCCUGUCGACGUGGCGUCUGCCGUUGUGGCGCUGCGCUCGCCGGGCGCAAAGGUGGACGACGGCUCGGCGUGUGGCUGGCCUCCGCUCCACCUGGCGCUGCUGCGGGGCGAGUCACACCUGCAGGUGGUGCAGCUGCUGCUCGCCUCUGGUUGCAACGCGACCGACCCGCCCGCGCGGCUCGAAUACGCCACUCCGCUGAUGCUUUGCGCCGAGGGUCAGCUGGGCCAGGCGGCAGAGCUGCUGCUGCUCUGUUUGCCCCCGAGCCAGCUCGAGGCUGCUGCAAACGAGGGCGUCCCCCUCGUCUCGGUCUGCGCGCAGUGGGCAUCCGACGAGGCAGCGGCCAAGGUCAUGGCGGCGCGCUCGGGCAACGCGGCGACGGCGGCGGCGAUCGCGCAGCUGGCGGCGAAGGCGACGCGUCUCCCCUUUGGCCAGCCGCCGGUGGUUCGAAGAGCGACCCGUCGAGGCCGCGGCGGGAAGAACAAGAGCUGA